Trematomus bernacchii (emerald rockcod) is the source of this 2089-nucleotide messenger RNA. Its product is annotated as osteocalcin 2-like. Bases 163 to 723 code for a protein of 186 amino acids. The transcript has 3 exons. Lineage: Eukaryota; Metazoa; Chordata; Actinopteri; Perciformes; Nototheniidae. The record is from RefSeq and is a predicted model, not a curated record.
AAUAUAUAAGCAGCAGCCACUCCUGCAUGGAGACAUCCUUCUGAACUGAAACCAAGAGCGAUUACAGCUGCAGAGAAUCCCAUUGAUUAUAUUCAGGAUUUAAGAGAGGAAAGAAAAAGAGCAGAUCUGGUUCUACAGGAAACUUACAAGAACCAAUCAGAGAUGGAGCUUCUGACAACCGCCUUAGUCAUCGCUCUCCUGUCUAUAACAGCAUCCGCUAAGCCGAUUGGUUGGCGUCGGCAUCAGGAUGCUGACAUCGCUGAAAAUGACCUGAUGCAAGGAUGGCUGGGGAUGAAUUACAGGGGGUCUUCGUGGUCUGCAGAAUCUUCGAGCUACAGUGACUCAUCUUCAGAGUCGAGUGAGUCACUGGAGUCUGAAUCUAGUGAAUCUUCAGAGAGUGAAUCUUCAGAGAGUGAAUCUUCAGAGAGUCAGUCUUCAGAGAGUCAGUCUUCGGAGGAGUCCUCUGAGGAACGUCCAUUCACCGAUCAGACAACUAUGGGCGUGACCCCCACUGCCAUGACAACCAUCACUAAUGUAAAAAGGAGUACGCCGACCCCUGAGCCAGGCACAGGGAGCACAGAUGGGCCGACUGAUUCAGGGAGAACCGUCCCGCCAGCAACACCGACCCCAUCUGAUGGUAUCACGUCAUCUGGAUGUACUGAGUGUUUUAUCUUGACGAUUCCAACGGCAGUUCCCAUCACAGAAAAUAGAGGAGACAACUAACCAACGGCAUUCAUAUGCCAGUCAAAUGUAAUCUUUCUCACAUGUCUCUUGUGUUGUUAUGACAGGUUAAGUAUCACAAAGAUUUCCAUUCUAUAAAUGUCUGUUAUGCCUAUGGCCUGCUGAAUAAAGUCCUUACAUUAGCAGUUUUAUUAGCUGGGCAAAAUUCCCGAGGAAAAUCAUAGGUGGCGCUUUCAGAUAAAAAACUACCUGUUACAGUAUCAAGUAUUAAGAUGCAUGUCCUUUAAUGACCACUAGAUGCUUGAUAAAAAAAAGCAAGUUAGCAUCCAUAUAGGCCUGCAGUGUGUAAAGCUGGGGUAGGUAAACCUCUUUAAAAAAACUUUUAGUUAAAAAUUCUCUCUACAACACUGCAGCAUAUAAUACAUUUGGAGCUAUGACAAAGACACAUUUAUAUCGGUGGCUGUUAAAUGUAUUCAGCCUGAAUGAAAUGGUUGGACAGUCAACAUGCCCGUCAACUUGGGCGGACUGAAGCUAACCAGCCAUGUUUGUUUUUUGCUUAUUAUGAUGUUCAUAAUGAAUAUGUUGAGUUACUGAUUUUGGAGGGAGGUCUAAGAAGACUGACAGUUAUGCCAACUUUCCCACCAGAUUCUGUGACUUUUAAAAGCUAAUGCUGCUAGCUUCUUUGAUUGGAAAAGAGUUAACAACAUUCAAUUGUGAGUUUUGGUUUAAUCAAUUGCAGCACUUUGGUCAACUCUGUUGUUUUUAAAUGUGUUAUAUAAAUAAAGUUGGAUUGGAAUUGAAAAUCGUAUGAACUCUUUCUGGCUUCUCCAAUGUAUCAAAAGAUAGAGACCAGAUCAAAUAAAUAUGGUUAUAGUACAUGAAUAAAAAUGUUGCUCAAUCGUGUUUACCCUUACUGUAGGUAUUACCCAAUCAAAAAAGUACCAGCAGGAUUUUUUUGGUUGAUUUCUUUCAGUGUGUCAAAAUAGUUAUUUCUGUUUUUCUUCAUAAAUCUGUGUGUAAACUACUGUUUGACGUAUUUAUCUAAGUCUUUUGUAAGUAUAUUGUGUAGCACCUGUUACACAAGCUUGUUACAAUAAGUUUUAUACAACAUUUUACAGAGAAAUCCAGAGUAUGAAACCCACAGUAGGGUGUGUCCUGUUGUUCAGCAUGUAAAGGCAUCAGAAGAGAGCAAACAACACAAACUGAGUUAUUGCCACAGUGGCUUGGAUAAUUAUGGGUUGUGAAUUCAUAUUUUCCCAAACUAUAUAAAGCUUAGAGGGCUGGAUACAAUACCUUCAUAUUUUUGGUUUGUUUUUUAUUUUGUUGAACUGAAUCUAAUCUGUAUAAUUAAUUUGUUGUAACUGUUCUGUUUUUUCUUCUGAAGGAAAAUAAAAAAUCUUAAUUACAA